This is a messenger RNA of Spathaspora passalidarum NRRL Y-27907, 714 nucleotides long. RefSeq lists its product as uncharacterized. The coding region runs from base 1 to 714 and encodes 237 amino acids. The transcript has a single exon. The record is from RefSeq and is a predicted model, not a curated record. NCBI's taxonomy places the organism in Eukaryota, Fungi, Ascomycota, Pichiomycetes, Serinales, Debaryomycetaceae.
AUGCAGCAAGAAAAUCUUCAAUUAAAGAGUAAUAUCUACGCGAACAAGGUCAAUAAUCCUACGUUUAUACCAAGCUCAGGACUCUUAGAGGAAAAUUCCAAGCUGGCAAUUAAAAUUUCCGACAAAGCUAUCAAAAAAUCGAAAGCGAAGAAAGAUGCUUCCGGUGUGCGACUAAACUAUAAGAUAGAAGCUAAGUAUGAAGAGGAAGAGCAGAGUCUAUCCCAGAAAAACAUCAAGAUAAAGCUUCCUAAUAUAUUCAGGGAUACCCCGGAAAGUGAUUAUUUCUUAAAGGAUAUGAUAUCGUCACAAGAAGCGAAUAGAUACGGCGAAGACUACUGUUCUACAUUCUACAAACGAAAUAUCCACGGAUACAUGUUCAUCAAGGAGCCUAGUAAUUCGCUUAAAGUGAACGCUUCAGGAGGUAAAUCCUCUGUUAGUUUAAAGAUUAGUUUACCUGCUGGGAACAAUAGACUAUUGGCUAAGAAAUUGAAGGUAGAUGUGAAAGAAUUGCCGAUUUGGAAGCCAAUAAGCUCUGGAAAUGGAGGUACGGCUAGUUUCACGGCAAGAAGAAGGCCCAAUGUAAAUAGUAAUAACACCAGCAAUGGAACCAAGGAAACGAAAGGUAUCCAAGCUACACAAGAUCCCCCAAAGUUAAAAAAUGGUAACCUAUCAAAAAGGUUUGGAAGAAGGAAUACACCAAAGCAAACACCUUAG